Messenger RNA from Gadus chalcogrammus (walleye pollock), 1503 nucleotides. RefSeq names its product adenylate kinase isoenzyme 5-like. The record is from RefSeq and is a predicted model, not a curated record. Gene Ontology annotation, biological process: nucleoside triphosphate biosynthetic process. Lineage: Eukaryota; Metazoa; Chordata; Actinopteri; Gadiformes; Gadidae. Gene Ontology annotation, cellular component: cytoplasm; cytosol. Gene Ontology annotation, molecular function: nucleoside diphosphate kinase activity; ATP binding.
AGAACUAGUACGCACAGAAGAACGCGCGGCAGACUUCUUUAUGAAGGAGGACAGGCAAGGCACAUGACCGAGGAGGAGGAGGGUGGCACGGUGGCAUCGCCUACAGGAAUCUCAUUCUGAAGUAACGCCGCGGAAAAAAAUGCGCUGAGGUUUUCAUUUGACAUAGCGGAGGAUUUGUCUGCCGUUCGGUCGUCACCGAAGAGAGGGACCACAAUCCCAACAAAGGAGAAAGGUACUUCGAAGUUGCGCUGGACUAUUCGACGCGACGUUUUGAAGAUGAAUACCAACGAUGCCAAGGAGUAUCUCGCCAAACGAGAGAUACCUCAACUAUUUGAGAGCUUGCUGACAGGUCUGAUGUACUACCGCCCUGAGGACCCCGUCGACUACCUGGAGGGCUGCCUGCGGAAGGUGCGCGAGCUGGGGGGAUCUGAGAAGGUGCGAUGGGACACCUUCGUGGGCCAGGAGAAGAAGUCUUUGCCCCCCCUAAACGGGGGCCAGUCCCGGAGGUCCCUCUUCAGAAACGUGCUGCCCGACAGCCCCAACUUCCCGUACCGGCGGUACGACCGCCUGCCUCCCAUCAGCCAGUUCUCCAUCGAGAGCGACUCGGACCUGUCGGAGACGGCCGAGCUCAUCGAGGAGUACGAGGUGUUCGACCCCGCCCGGCCGCGGCCCAAGGUCAUCCUGGUCAUCGGCGGCCCGGGCAGCGGCAAAGGAACACAGAGCCUGAAGAUCGCCGAGCGCUACGGCUUCCAGUACGUGUCGGUGGGGGAGCUGCUCCGCCGGAAGAUGAUCCACAACGCCACCAGCAACCGCAAGUGGAGUCUGAUCGCCAAGAUCAUCACCAACGGAGAGCUGGCGCCGCAGGAGACCACCAUCACUGAGAUCAAACAGAAGAUCAUGAAGAUACCCGACGCCGCUGGGAUCGUCAUAGACGGGUUCCCGCGUGACGUUGGACAGGCCUUGUCAUUUGAAGACCAGAUCUGCACCCCCGACCUGGUGGUGUUCCUGGCCUGCGCCAACCACCGCCUGAAGGAGCGCCUGGAGCGCCGGGCGGAGCUGCAGGGACGCCCCGACGACAACCCCAAGGCCACGGAGCGGCGCCUCACCAACUUCAAGCAGAACACCAUCCCCCUGGUCAAGUACUUCCAGGAGCGGGGGCCCAUCGCCACGUUCGAUGCUGAUCGAGAUGAGGAGGAGGUUUUCAGUGACAUCAGCAACUUGGACAGCAAACUUUUCCCUUUCAAAUCACGGGUAGCAGGGCCCGGUGAACUGGAUCUCAGCCUACUGGGCGAACCCAACAGUCUGCCAGAUGCUCCUGGGGAGAGCGGGGUCACGGCAGGACCGCCUGGGCCUGGCCCGGGUCAGCCCGGCGAGCUGCUGGUCCGCGAGCUGCAGAGCCACGGCGACCGGGGGCGCCACCUACAGGACGUCCUGGAGCGCGGCGAGCCGGUGCCCGAGGUGGGUGACCCGGUCCUCAAAGAGCCCCCAUCCCCAGGCUUGUGA